AGGUGAAUAGACGGAGUGUCUGAGGUUUGAAUUUUGACUGCUACAUAUAAAAAACGAUGUUUCUAUCAACUGAGUUAAGUUAAUUAAUUAAGAUUAUAAAUUGGUUUCAUCUUGAUCUUAUAAUUAAUUAAGGUUAUAAAUUGGUCUCUUAAAUCUACUAAUAAGGUUUCAUUAUCUAUAAAUAUUAUGCAGAAAUAUGUACCUCUGGAAGGAGGUCGAUCAAAUGUUGUUCAAACAGCAUGGGCACUUAUGGCUUUAAUUCAUGCAGGCCAGGCGGAGAUAGAUCCUACUCCUCUUCAUCGUGCUGCAAAAUUAAUCAUCAAUUCUCAAUUAGAAGAGGGCAAUUGGCCCCAGCAGGAAAUCACAGGGGCAUCCAUGAAAACUUGCAUGAUACAUUAUCCAAUGUACAAAGAUGUUUUUCCAUUGUGGGCUCUAGCUGAAUAUCACAAACGAGUUUCAUUGCCAUCCACUUCAGCUAAACAUUAGAAAUAUGUGAUCAACACAAAAUGGACCAAGCAAUAUGCCCAUAU
This is a messenger RNA of Trifolium pratense (red clover), 530 nucleotides long. Its product is annotated as beta-amyrin synthase-like. The coding region runs from base 187 to 486 and encodes 99 amino acids. Lineage: Eukaryota; Viridiplantae; Streptophyta; Magnoliopsida; Fabales; Fabaceae. The transcript is spliced from 3 exons. The record is from RefSeq and is a predicted model, not a curated record. Gene Ontology annotation, molecular function: beta-amyrin synthase activity. Gene Ontology annotation, biological process: triterpenoid biosynthetic process. Gene Ontology annotation, cellular component: lipid droplet.